Molecule: messenger RNA, 480 nt
Organism: Penicillium oxalicum
Lineage: Eukaryota; Fungi; Ascomycota; Eurotiomycetes; Eurotiales; Aspergillaceae
Exons: 1
Coding region: 1-480 (159 amino acids)
Source: RefSeq, a predicted model, not a curated record
AUGCAGCCGAGUCUGGGACUUCAGGUGACCUUGGCUGCGCAGUUACCCACCCUGCAAGCCCAGUCUGCAUCGACACUCCCUGUAAAAGUGUCCGUUCACAACACAGGCAGUGACCCGGUGACAUUUCUGAGAUGGGGAACGCCCUUUGAUCCUCGGGCUGCGGUCUCGGGGGUCUUUGAAGUGCGUGAUAUCACCGACGGGAGACUCAUGCCACUGGAUGACCUCAAAAUGGCCCGCAAACUUCCUCCUUCACCUGAAGAGCUGGUGGAAGUGCUCGGAGGGGAGAGUCUCGAUAAGAUUGUGGAAAUUCCCGGCCUGGACUUGCAAGAAGGUCAUGACUAUUCCAUUGUGUCCAAGGGGAUCUGGCAUGCCCUGUGGACUACUCCACUGGUCAGCGUGACCGAGUCCCACCUUGCAGACCUGUCGAGUGCAACUCGCGGUGAGUUUCGGUCUAAUGAAGCCCACGUGAAGGCUGAAUAG